AUGUCCUACGCCAAAGCAGUCUCCAGGGAUGCCCAACAAUCUCCUCAAGAGGCUGCGGCACCCCAACCUCGUGAAGUUGAAGUCGCCGAAGCUGAACCUGCAACAUCCUCUCUAAUCGAUGUCGACUCCCCGCACAUCUCCUCUGUUCCCCCCACCUACGAGUCUCAGCGUAUAAAAACAAACACCCAAGCCGAGCGCAUCGAGCGCGAGGGCGAGGAGAAACAGCGGCGCGAGCAAGCCGAAAGAGAAGUCAAACGCGCCGCAGCAAGAGACGCCAAGGGGAAAGCGAAAGCCGUAAAGAAUAAAGCAGCGUCCGCCAAGUUGUCCCUUCUCCGGAACAGGUCAAAUCCCGUCCUUUUGGGAAACGCGAUGUUGAUGGCUAUUGCGGGCGCCGGGUUGGGAUUUAGUGCAUAUCGCUGGCAUUCUCGGGGUGUGUUAACGUGGAAUAUACUGGGGUUGUGGUCUAGCGCAGUAGGUGCGCUUGGAUUUGUGGAUUAUUAUGUUAGCAAAUGGUUCCUGCAAAAUAAGUUUCCGCUAAAGUGA
Histoplasma mississippiense is the source of this 543-nucleotide messenger RNA. RefSeq lists its product with no specific name. Gene Ontology annotation, cellular component: mitochondrial outer membrane. The transcript is spliced from 4 exons. Gene Ontology annotation, molecular function: nascent polypeptide-associated complex binding. NCBI's taxonomy places the organism in Eukaryota, Fungi, Ascomycota, Eurotiomycetes, Onygenales, Ajellomycetaceae. The record is from RefSeq and is a predicted model, not a curated record. The coding region runs from base 1 to 543 and encodes 180 amino acids.